Messenger RNA from Zingiber officinale, 2304 nucleotides. RefSeq lists its product as uncharacterized. The coding region runs from base 233 to 2110 and encodes 625 amino acids. The transcript is spliced from 5 exons. The record is from RefSeq and is a predicted model, not a curated record. NCBI's taxonomy places the organism in Eukaryota, Viridiplantae, Streptophyta, Magnoliopsida, Zingiberales, Zingiberaceae.
CCGGUGAAUUUGCCUCCAUCAGUUUCUUUUCUGACAGGUUUUCCCAUUCGCCUUCGAUCCAGUUGAGAUGUUACGAGAAGUUGGUCUUUGCUUAGUUUAUUCGUGGGAAGAAGAUGGCGGAGUGAAGCAAAGCUGAGCGGAUCAUUCUCCUCGAGAUCGGACGGAUCCGAUCGACCUCCCGCUCCUCGUCGACUGGUUCGGGGAUUUGUUCUUCUUCCAUGCCUUGGCACAGAUGAUGAGAGCUUUGUUUGAGAAAAGCAGAGAGGUGGACGUCAGGUUGCUGCUCUCAAAGCUAGGUUUUGCUGUCUCUGUUCCCAUUGCUGGGUAUUUGGCGGUCAACCCUAAUCUACCGGGUUCAUCCUCUUCGGCAGCAAGCUCUGAAGCAGGCGGCGUUGGCCAGUCUACUGUUUUCUCUGGAGCUAGCAGAAUCUUCAAAGAUGAGCUUCAUAUCCGAGAAAGUGAGGGAGUCUUGGCAAAGAUCAUGCGUGGAACUUCAGAUAUCACAAAUACCACCAGGGCCAUCGGUGCCAUCCAGAGGACUUCUCCAAGCAUCAUCAAGAGUUGGGUUGAAGAGGGUUGUCACUUACCACCAGUCGAGCAACUUCCAGUAUACCCAGAGAGCAUUAUUAAGCAACCAACUUAUACUGAAUCAGAAGCCGAGAAGGUGGAGAUGGAGCAAGAAACUGCAGAAAUUCAAGAACAGAAGAGAAGUCAUUCACUUGAUUGCUGUGUUUCAAAUAAUCAGCAGGAUUUAAUGAGAGAAAUUGAGGAGCAGCUAAAAAAUAAUCUGAUGAAGGCUAAUAAUCUGUACAUAAAAUUUCAUUCACAAAAUGAAGAAAAUCAUCAUCUCGUGAUUUGGAACCCAGAGUGCUGGGGAAUGAUCAGGGAGUUUGAGACUGUGAUAAUGGUUGUAGCUUGUCUGAUCAGGGCAUUGCAAUCUGAUUGGUGGCACCUGAGUCAUAAGAUGGCAGCUUUGGAGCCAAAAAGGAUCACCAUGAUGGCUAAUAAAACUGAAGACAAACAACAAGGUGAUGCCAAGAUCAAGGAUAGCUCAAAGAUGCUGGAGAUGGAAACUGAGAAGGGAAAUCUUACAAAAUUAAACAUGAGCACGGAAGUAGAGCUGGUUGAUAAGUUGGAGGUUGCAGAAAAUCUGGCCUCCUCCAGUUGCUCCCCAAAUGACCAAGAGAGUGAAGAGGACAUGGUGAUGAGUUACCUAAUAGAAGCAAACCAAGAAGAAAUGGAAAUUGUACGGCUACUGGGUGAUCAUAUUGCAGAAUUUACAAACAUGGUGCAAGCUUGGCAAAUCAAUACUUUGUUUGAGAGUGAGCAGUGGGAUUCUGCAACAUCCAGUAAGAAAUCAGCAAAAAUUUCUCCAAUUGAAAGCUUGAGUACUGGAGCAGAGAAGAAACCAGAACAAACUGCUAUUCUACCAGCAGAUUCCGACAUCGAUCAGAACAAGUACUUGAAUGACGUGGACACUGAGAACUGCAAUCCACCCAAAACGAGCAACAUGUUGAAGCGUGAGCAAAGGAGUUCCGCGACUUCCUUUGAGAAAGUUGCAGGAAGUUGUCCAAGUGAAGACUUGGGUGCUGAGACAGAGGAAAAACAUGAAGUUGUGAUUCAAUAUGGAAGUUUUGGUAUAGAUCAGAAGGACAAGAACUUGAAUGAUUGUCAUUUAUCUGAUUGCUCUUCACAACGAGUUAUCAACAAAUAUCCAAAUAGUUCACCUUCUGUCUCUUCCAUGAUGAGUAACAGCAGUACAGGAAGAUCAAAGCAUCAUAAAUCAUUUGGUUCAAAAGUCCUUGGCAAGCUGAAGAUGGUCCUCAGAAAGCACACCCGCAAGAAGGCAAAAAACUUUCCAGAUAAUACUUCUGAUACAAAGGCAGCUGUUUCAUCGUGUUGUUCAGGAGAUAUGAGAAGGAACUCAUGCAAUAGUGAUCUCUCGUGUUCUGAGAAGCAUCCUUCGACACAAGAGUUAUUCAAAAUCAAAUACAAAACUGAUAGAUGGAAGAGUGACACCGCAUGGAGUGAGAGUUGUUUCAGAUCUACAUUUGAAAUUCCAAGGGAAAAGAUAUCUGCUAUACAAGAAGAGGAUACAAAUGCAUUUUGAGGCAAAACCAUCAUAUAGCAUCACUUGGUGGAGUAACUAAACUCGAACAAGAUAAUUAUGAAAAUGAAGAUCAACUUGUGGGGUUUGAGAAUAACUUAUGUGGUUUUUAAUUCUGUUUUCAAGGCUUUGAUCUGUAUUUGUGACAUCUCGAGUUAGAUAAGAUACAUAAGUCUCGAAGCGCCAUGUUGUGUGAU